This is a messenger RNA of Anthostomella pinea, 324 nucleotides long. NCBI's taxonomy places the organism in Eukaryota, Fungi, Ascomycota, Sordariomycetes, Xylariales, Xylariaceae. The record is from the annotation of a GenBank genome assembly.
AUGAACAGAAUCAAGGACCCCGAAGUCCACCUCAUGGGCGCCUUCACGACUGGCACCGCCGCCAACCUCCGUGUCAUGGACGUUUGCAUUAUGAACUAUCACGAAUAUCUGGAUCUUCGAGACGAUGAAGGAACCCUGUUUUCGAAGGGCGAAAAGUGCGACGAUAUCACCCAGGCCAAGUGGUGGAUCGGCGAGGAUGGAAUGCUGUCGAUUCGGGUUAGAGAGGCCGCGGGCGAGUACCGCAUCUGCGCCACGAAGAUGAAGCUACGCGAUUCGAAGCUACGCGAUGCUGGACGUGGUUGGGCGAGUGUCAACGUCAUUUGA